AUGUCGACGGAGUGGCUUGCGGCCUUUGGCACGGGUGGGCUCCCAGGUGAGCCCACAUUGAUGGAAGAACUUGAUAUCAAUUUUCCCCAUAUCAUGGACAAAUCGCUCGCUGUGCUGAAUCCGUUCCACCAGUAUUCGCCAGACCACAACAAGGACGCGCAUUUGAUGGAUGAUACCGACUUGGCGGGUCCUCUGCUGUUUUGCUUCGUGUUUGGUGUCUUGCUACUCUUUUCUGGCAAGUCCCAGUUUGGUUACGUGUAUGGCGUCGGACUUAUGGGGGUGAUUUCGAUUUACCUCCUCCUCAACCUCAUGUCGGAAGGCGGAAUCGAUGCAUCGCGCGUCACGAGCGUGCUCGGCUACUGCCUGCUUCCACUGUGUCUUCUCAGUGCUAUUAACGUGUUUGUCAAGCUGAAUGGCGUUUUUGGUUUCGUGAUAUCCCCACUAUUUAUAUUAUGGUGCUGCACGUCGGCAUCGGGCAUUUUCGUGUCGAUCCUCAACUUGCAAAACCAACGCUUCCUCGUCGCGUACCCCGUGGGUCUCUUUUAUGCAUGCUUUGCUCUACUAAGUGUAUUUGACGUCGGAUCAGCCAAGUAA
Molecule: messenger RNA, 594 nt
Organism: Malassezia restricta
Lineage: Eukaryota; Fungi; Basidiomycota; Malasseziomycetes; Malasseziales; Malasseziaceae
Product: protein transport protein YIP1
Exons: 1
Coding region: 1-594 (197 amino acids)
Biological process (GO): endoplasmic reticulum to Golgi vesicle-mediated transport; vesicle fusion with Golgi apparatus
Cellular component (GO): trans-Golgi network; membrane
Source: RefSeq, a predicted model, not a curated record